Mytilinidion resinicola is the source of this 1885-nucleotide messenger RNA. RefSeq names its product ankyrin. The transcript is spliced from 2 exons. Gene Ontology annotation, molecular function: protein binding. Bases 1 to 1734 code for a protein of 577 amino acids. The record is from RefSeq and is a predicted model, not a curated record. NCBI's taxonomy places the organism in Eukaryota, Fungi, Ascomycota, Dothideomycetes, Mytilinidiales, Mytilinidiaceae.
AUGGCGCUCCUAGCACUUCCUGCGGAGCUUCACCUGGAGAUCGGAAACCGCUGCACAGACAAGGACCUCAAGAAUCUCAUCGAAACACACCCCUUGCUCCGUGCGCGCCUUCAAAACGAACUCCACAAGCGUGCGCUAUCCUGGCAACCCACGGAGAAUGCCGAAGACAAACCUAGAUGGACUGAUGAGGAACGCACAACUAUAUUUUCGGCAGUCCGUCUGAAACGUGUACACCAUGUGGAUUAUCUUCUCCGUCAUGGCAUCAGCGGGAUCAAGGAUAAUGGCGAUUGGCGUCUUCUAGGGCAUACACUUGAGUUUGGCUCUUCGGAAAUUCUCACUAGGCUACUGCGAUACCUGUCCGACUAUGGUCCCAUCUGCAUGAAGCCCGAGUGGUCGACGAAAAUUCUUGGAGUCUACUUGUCACUAGUGCCCCAGUAUACCUUUCAGUCCUCCGAAUCCCGCGAGCAUCUACCAUCGUGUGAGCGCCGAUGGGCUUCGACUGAGGCCGAGCUCGAAGUCGUGAAAUGCCUGCUAGAUCUUGGGGCUCAUCCCAUGGGCUUCUCGCUCUUCUCUGGUCUACAAGAAGCCGAAGACGUGUUUUACGAUGAUCCUUAUGGCCUAUCGGCAUACCCACCAGACGUGGGAGGUGACUACGAUCAUCAACCAUUCACUUUCAGAGCCAAAAAUGCUCGCAUGCUCAAACUUCUUGUCGAUGCGGGAGCAGACAUCCAUUGGAAGACUCCAGCGCUCUCCUGGUUCGCGCCCAUGUCAGUGAUCUUCAAAGCCUGUUAUGAUGCCGAAUCUUCCCCUGGAGUAGUUCGAGAACUCUUAAAACUCGGUGCCGAUCCGAACUGCUGCCAUUCUGGAAGGCACCCACCUCUGAUCUACCUCCUCAACGGUUCGCAAGAUCGACUUGUGAAAGCACACCAUCUCCUUGACUACGGCGCAGACGUUACUACAAGGGACUACUCAGGCGAUCGCUUCAUUGACAAAGUUUCAAUGUAUGAGGAACAAGUAUCCAUCUUGAAGAAAGUCAUUUCAGUCACACCAAACAUCGACGAAUGCAACAGACACGGCUACACAGCAUUGCAAGUAGCAAUCAAAUAUGGCCGGCUUCAUUACGCCCGACUGCUCACCAAAGCCGGCGCAAACGUGUGGGCAGAAUGCAAGGGCAACGGCCUGAUGGGUCUAGCAGAAUACCAUCUGGGCUAUGGCGGCGUUUAUGGUAUGAAGAUCGACCAUGGCACUCUCGACCUUCUAGGCGACAAUCCUUGGGAGCAUCGAGAUGAUCUCGACUAUUCAUAUGACCUUCGCCGAGCUAAUAGGAUCCGGUUCUUCACUGACUAUGCACUUGAGUCUCACGACUUAAAUCUCAUUCCCGCACAGGAGGCUCACUCUCAUGCCUUGAGGCGCGAGCAUGUUGAAUCAAGAUCCCUCGGCUCUCAUCAUCAACUGAGUAUUUCUUUCAAGUUCCUUUGGAAAGCUCUUCUCAACAUCAAGGACGCCCUGGAUCGAUUCCCAGAUAGAGGAGGGUGGAAAGGUAUGGUAUUUCGGAAGCAGUUGAGAGACUGGUACGCGAAAGGUAUCGAAGAUCAAAUUGGUGAGCAGGACUGGAUGAACUGGUCACCCGAAGAAUGGGAUAUCGACCGCCAGAACCAAUGGUGGAUGAAGGACACCUCAGAGUUCAGUAUGCGUUACGACAUCAGUUGGGCUGCAAAUAACAGUGUUCAUUGAGCGUCAAGGUACUGAUAGCGCUCAUAUGGUUAGUUGCUUCACUCGAAGCUUCGAGGUUUACCCGUCUCAAUGCUACUUUCUCAACUCUCUCAUGAAUUUGCUUGCAUUAGUCAAAUCCUCAAGCUUUCAAUCAAAUUUUCUUCUAAAGGUG